AUUGACAAUCAUUAGAAAUAAUUUUGAAAUAAUCUUUGGAGACAGGAGUUCAAGUACAGUAAAGUGAAAUUUUUCAAGUAUUCUGGUAGAUAUCCUCACAAAAACGUCUGUCUCAAUAACUGUUUUCUUAUUACAAUUCGAAGUAAGAAAUUGGGCUGUAAGUGAAAAAAUGUGCAACGCCACCGUGAAGUGAUUUAUCUAUGGCGCUAGAUGAUUUGCAUCAUGAGAAAUCUACAAAUAUUUGCCAAAAAAUAAUCCAAUUAAGAUGUAAUCUAAACUUCCGACUGUCCAAACAUGGGUUCGAGAGUAAGAGAUACAGUUCGCUAUCUGUUUGAAUUAUUCUGUGAGGUGUCACCUGGUGACCAUGUGAGGGAUCCAUACAUAGUGAGGAAGUAUCCAGAUGUUUACAAAAAUGAGGAGGAGUUGAAAAACAUACCCAAAUUUACAUUCCCAUGUCAAUUUGAUAACACAUUCGUUCAACAUUACUCAUUUGUGUUGACAUCUGUGGACUCCAAGUACACAUUCUGUUUCUGCCGCUACGACCCGAAGGCCAACACAUCUCUUGUGUUGCUAUCACAUCUGCCAUGGCACGACAUAUUUUACAAGUUACUAAACUGUAUAGCGAAUCUAUUGAACAGCGCCGAGCGAGGCGAGUUGACGUCCUUCCUCGAGGCGUGCAGGUCGCGGCCGCCACUGCCCGGCCACACGCUGAAGGUCACGUACAACGCCGGCCACAAUGCCUUCUCCUGUCAGAGCCCCGACAACAAGUUGCCGAGCAUACCAGAGAAUUGCAACCUAACAGAGUACUUCAGCGCGAUGGACACGAAGUGCAUGUGCGGCCUGUGGGCGGCGCUCCUGCACGAGCGACGCGUCGCGAUCGUCGCGUCGAAGCCGUCGCGACUGUCGGCGGUCGUGCAGGCGGCGAACGCGACGCUGUUCCCAAUGUCGUGGCAGCACAUCUUCAUCCCCAUAUUGCCCAAACACUUGGUCGACUACCUGCUCGCGCCCAUGCCCUUCCUCAUUGGAGUUCCUAGAUGUGUUAUGGAGACCGUGAGAAUGUCAGAAGUCGGCGACGUGGUGGUGCUAGAUGUGGACGCGAACGAGUUGAAGUCGCCAUUCCACGAUCUAGAGAGCCUACCGCAGGAUAUGGUGACAGGCUUAAAGAAGGCUUUAAGUGACAAGAACGCUUUAGGAGACGCCGUGUCGAGGGCUUUCUUGCGCGCUCUUGUCUGUCUGAUUGGCGGCUACAGAGAUGCUAUUAGAAUCGAGAAAGGGCAAUUGAUCACGUUCAAUCCGGAAGCGUUUGUUAGGACGCGGAAGCACAUGCAACCUUUUCUCAGAAAAAUACUGCAGUCACAGAUAUUUCAGCAGUUUAUAGACGAAAGGCUGGAGCUCCUAAACUCAGGACGCGGUUUCAACGAUGAGUUCGAGGUGGAGUGCAAUAACUACGCGGAGAAAGUCAGCACGGGCAGCGGGCAGCGGCUCAAGCAGCAGUAUCGCGACUGGGCCAAAACAGUAAAGAAGGAGGGCGGCGCCUUCUUUAAGACUGUUAAAGAUAAGGCGAACCCCGCAGUUCAAUCGGCUGUUAAAACGGUCCGUCAAGGUGGUAAAAAUGUGAAGUCUGCUGUGAGGGGGUUGAAGAACAAAAUGCCCAAAACCGGCUCCAGACCAUCUUCCAUAAACACUACGGAUGACAGCAGGAAGAUCUGCUCAAGGUGCUCUGCGAGGGGUGUAACUCCGAGCAACCCCAACACAGAUCCAAUUUUCGGACCAUCAAGGUUAUCAUGCGGGUCAGCUACCCCGGUGUCGUCGGACUCGUCGGACUCGACGCCGUCCCGAGACGCGCCGCCCCGCGAACCGCCGCCCGCGCUGCCGCUCGACCUGCUCACAGAGAUGGAGUUCCUGCUAAACAACAAGCGACGCGACAGCCUGCCCGCCGAAGCGCGCGACGCCGACGUUAGCCUCGCAGACAGAGCCAAAACACUGUCUCCCUUCCCCCCACCCCGGCUACCGGCUCGUCCCGUCCCCCCCGCCCGCUACCCGAUCGUGUCCACGCGCCGACUGGUGGACGUGUCGGACGCGCCGGCGCCGCCGCCGCGCGCGCACCCGGCGCCGGCCGCGACGACCUUCGUGACCGACCUCACGAGGACCGACGGCGUCGCGGCCGACUUCCACACGAGCACGAUCCGCUUCACGGAGGGCGGCGACAAGGCCAAGCUCGAGCUGACGCUCUCCUCCAACCGGAGGUCCGACCCUCCUAACGGUACCGCGAUAAAGCCGUCGCGGGCGCCCCUCGCCCCGCUGCCCGCGCCCGACCGCCCGAGGCCUCGCCCGCUCUGCAAGAGCAGAACUCGAGAGUCGUGUGAUUCGGACCUGAUAAAACUGGACGAUUCACCGAACCUCGAGGAUUUUGAUCCCCUUAAAUAUCGGGAUAAGAACGAUAAGUCUGGCCCCGCUAAGACAUCAACGGACAGCGCCUUACUCCACGAGUACGGGUUGGACUUCAGCCAAUUCGGUCUGUCAGAGUUUUCGGCAGGUUCGAGCGCGCAGCCCGAGCCGUCCGGCGUUCCGAAGGGAUGGACCACGUUCAAUUAGAGUUACUCACUAAUCUUGCUCUUCUUUGAAAAGCGGCUAUCUUAUAGUCUGGCAAGUUCGUUGAUGACACUCUCAUGAUAUGCGGGCGAUGGCCGGAUAGACUACGUGUGUGUGAAAACGUGCGAUCGUCGGAAGUGAGGUGCAUCAGUCGUGGGGUUUUCAUUCAUCGCUACACGCCCCCCGGCUACGCGGUUUUUGGGAGUGUUACGAACGAAGUUGCCAAGCUUUAUGCGGUAUAUUUACCUUUUACCAUUUGUGCGUUUUUUGCGUCAACGAUGCCCGUACCUAAAUCAUGUAUACAUAUUAUCGAUGUAUUGUUAUUUUAUGUUUUAUUUUAAAAGCAGUAUAUACAAAUAUACCAUUAGAAACGCGCUGUAAAUGUUAGAAUUAGUUCUAAAAGUUAUAUUUAAUGCAUAUCCUUUACUAUAAAUUAUGCAGCAACUUUUUUAUCUGGUACUAAAUCUAUUGAAUUAGUUUAUAUGACGAAAUGCUGAUAAAUUUUCAUUAUGAUUUUAUUAGUUAGGUGUAAACUUUUAUGUUCACUAAAAUAUAUACAUAUCGAAUUUAUAUGAGUAUUUAGAUGUUGUUACGUAAUUAUUUUACCUACAAAAUCAUAAAGGCAUGAAUAUUUAUUAAAUUUAAUUUAUUAUAUACAAUAUAUGCUGGUUUUCCCAAAAAUAAUAAUACAAAACUAUAUUAUUUACUUAUUUUAGCCUAGACUAGCUUUAUUACGCCGUAAUUGCUUACAUAAUGGAGAUCCUUGAUAUUUAACAUUCCUAUGUUACUUUGAAAUAAAUAUAUUUAUAUUAUAGUAACUGUAUUUAUUUUUCUAUGCUUGGUGUACUCCUAUAUAAUCGAGGAGAUCCGCAGAAGUAUCAAAGCAUCGAGUCGCGAAACUAAAAUGGCAAUGCGCGCUGCACAUAGUUCGAAGAGCCGAUGGACGUUGGGGUCCCAAGUUGCUGGAAUGGCGACUCGACCCCAAACUAGGUUGGACUGACGGCAACAAGCAGGUUGCAGGAUGACGCUUUGUGACGGCUUGAACGCCUAUAGCAGUGUCUAGCAGUGAAUGUUUAACGGCUGAUGAUGAUGAAGAUGGACUGCAUUUGGUUUAAUUUGCAAGCAUACCUUUAUAUUGGUUUGCCGACAUUAUGGUUAAACCGACCGACUAACCUAGAUAGUUACAUUUAGUAUUACAUCUAUUAUGAAUUUAGGCCUUUCCCGCAAUACGUGGAACGCUUUUACGUCGUCUGUAUUUCCUGACACAUACAAUAAGUUGAUUAUCUGCAAGUCGAGAGUAUUUAGGCAUAUAAGCAAGCGCACUGCAACCUCAUCAAGGCCCCUUCCGUCAGUCACUAUUUUAUGCAAUCUUUCGUCAUAUCUGACGACUUGGGUUAUUCCAUCAAUAUAUUUUAUUAAUUUUGGCAUCGUUGCGCCUAAAAACACAAGUGUGAAUGGUUUACCAAGCUAAUUAUAAAGUCAUAGCUUAUCAUAAUAGUUUUAUAUCUUUGGCGGAUUUAUAUUUGGCUGACGUGACGCCACGUGUCGUGUCAUAACGCGAUAGGACAUGAUACAUUAAUAUGUCAUGUCCUGACGCAUCAGGACAAUGUUUUGAAUCGAUACAGCCGCAGCUCUUGAUGAGAUCAAUAUCAACACAGCACAGCCGCGCGCGCACAUAAAUCUGACGUGUCGUGAUGGCGUUGUUUCAGCUCCCCCCGCAACCCGCCGCUCUAACGCGAACCGGGAUCGGGUCUGAUGCGACACAUCAGAAGCCAUCACGACAUGACCAAAAGUAUGAUACCGAUUCUGUUCUGAUUCGUCACGACACGACACGUCAGACAAAUAUAAUUCCGCCUAGUCUUAUGUCAGUUGGCUGUGAUAGUCAAUGUUUAGCAAGCUUACAGACGGACGGCACGUCGCCAGUGGUACAGGUAAACAUCAGGUAUUAUUCGUUUAUUUUGUAUGGCUAGCAACACUGAUGAUUGUGAUUACAAAUAGUCAUUAAAAUGAUCAUAAUAAUUUAAAAUAUUUUCGGAUGUACCCAAAAAACAUUGAUAUCUUUAUUUUGUAUUUUAUUUGAUGAUAACAAAACUAAAUAAAUAAAUAAAUAAUUCGCAGACAUUCAAUCAGUGAUGUAUUACCUAUUUGCAGUUCUAUCGGUUAAGUCUUUGUCUUGGUAGUUGGCAUGUACUCGUAGGUUGGUUCGAGUAAGCGAAAUGCCUAUCGUAGGUAAGCUUGCUUACGGACUGUUUCUAUAAGCGAUUUAUCAAUAUUUAUAAAUUUAUUGGAUAAUUAUGUAUUACACUUUUUGAUUAAUAUCAACAAAUGCAAGAAAUUGAGAAAUUAUAAUAACUCUAUUAUAGAAAUUGGCCGUUAGGAUAAGAGGCUUCCUCAUAAUCCCACACGAUAUCUACGAAUUAUAGUAAAAAUAUGAUGUUGAAAUUUUUCUUUUUUGUCUCGUACAAAUAUGUUUUGAUGUAUGUGAGAAAGAAGUAUACUCAGUGCAAUCAAUAUACAUACAGUAUAUCGCACUGUAUAUAUUAUAUUAUACUAUACUAAAGCGUAUAUGCAUAGUACCGUAAUAUAAUGUAUUAUUAUACAUUUUAUUACAACAACUGGUUUUUGGUGAUAACUAAGGUAUUAAAAGGCUGCAGGCUAGUUCACUAACUUUGAGAAAUACGAAAUUUGAGAUUCUAUGUGACAAAUGUUACCCGGUGCCUACUGAUAACACGUGGGCUGUACAUACAUACAGUAUAUGACAUUUCUCAAUUGAUUUGAUGUUUAUUUUAAUGGAAAGAUCAAAUUAGUGAAUAGGGCAGCUCGUGUCGUCAGUAAGUUCAGAUAGUGUAACUAUAUUUAUACUAAUACAUACCUAUUUGUAACAUAACCAGAUGCGUGUGUGGAUUAUGAAGAAACUUCUAGGACGUGUGCAUAUUUUGAUACUUCAAUCAUCGGCGACUUUGACAUUGAUGUCAGAGUAUUGAAUAGAAAUAUUGAACACAACACUCCUUUAAUUUUAUGUUAAACACUAACAAGGACUAAUUUACGAGCAAUUGUUGGAAUAUUACCAACACUGUUUAAAAAUAUAAACUCAGAAGCGUCCCAAUCUUAUAAUGCGUGUCGUUGCAAUUGCUAGCUGUACGAUUAUCAAUGUAAUAAAAAAAAAUAUAUAAAGUAUAUUAUUGCAAUAUCUAUUAUAUCAAUAUAUCAUACCUGGUUCUAUUGUAGUCAUUAAAAGUCUUAGUUUACUGAAAAUAGUCUGAAGGCGAAAUUAUAUUUGUCUGAAGUGUCGUGUCGUGACGCAUCAGAACAGAAUCGGUUUCAUACAUUUUGUAUGCGACACAUCAGAAGCCGUCACGACAUUUCACAAUGCAUAAGUGUAAACGUAGCCAUAUAAUAUGUGUGAUAUCGAUUCUGUUCUGAUGCGUCACGACACGACAUGUCAGACAAAUAUAAUUUCGCCUUAACGUUACUAAUACGACAAUGCUGCUAAAACACUUUUCUUCUUGCCGUCUUUAAAGUUGUCGUCGUUUGAUUUUCUUAAAAUUAAAACUAUAUAAAAUUUUACGCGUCAACAUCCAACGACAAAUAACUGCGCGAGAUUCAAGUUACAUGCCGAUACCUAUAACCAGGUGAAUUCACCGAUCACCCGAGUGUCAGUAUGCACAGGUCCUAAUAUAUAAAAAUACAGUUAUAAUUAUGCUCUUCUACUUUUAAUUAGAUUAAGAGUCAAAACACGACAUUGUGAAUCGAUUCCUUGACACUUCGCAAUAAUACACGGAGGAAAAUUGCGACACGAACCGUUGGGUUGUGUUACAUUUUUGUGUUUCGCUCGCAGUUUAGUGUUUGGGCUCUAACAUGUUAUUUAUUUUGCGAAGUGUAUCAAUAGAUAUGCUGUCAUAAACUGUACAUAUUGUUAUAUUAUUGAACAUAUCAUGCUAAGCUGUAUAUUUCGUGGACAUCGUAUUUUGUUUUAUGAGUAUAAUACGAAUAUUGUAAAGAUUAUCGUUUUGUGCUGUUGGAACUUCAUUUACGUCGUUGUUUUUGUUAUUUUUUUCUUUUGGUGACGUAUACGUUUAAGUGUAACUCGUUUAAUCUCGAAUUUCGAUGAAUUGUAUGCUUUAAGCUAUGUUUUAUGCUUUCAGAUGACGUGAAAUGUUUGUGAAUUUUAGUAGGUAAUAAGGAACGUUUAAUUCUAAAUCAAUUUAAUUAACAUAAUGUACAAUGUUUUGUAGUACUUUUUACUGUGAUUUAAAGCAAUACAUUUUAUAUUUUUAAUUAUAAUUAAUUAAAUUAAUAAAGGUCACAGCUCCUAAUGGCGGAGCCUGUGCCUUGCAGUGGGCUAUUUAAAUAUUAUGAUGAAUUAAAUAUAGCUAUUUUCUCCGAUGUAAUUUGAUGAGAUUAAAUUGAGUGUUAUUCAUAAAGCACAGCUUAAAGCGCAAAGGGAUCGAAGGUAGUUGUAUAUUUUGCCACAAAGCGAGCAUUGGAAUCUUACAUCAUAGCACCGCUCUCAAGCAGAUCAAUAUUUGGUAUUUUUUUUGGUAAAAAGAUUUUAUUAAGAGAAUGCGAUGGAUGGCUUCCUUUCAGUCAAUCUGUUUUAUUCAAUGAUGAUUCAUGAUUCAUGAUUGUUAAAAAUGCUAUCUACAAAACUAAUGAACGCGCGUCUCUGUGGCGAUUUGCGCACUAUUGUUCGGCCCCUGUCUAAAUCGUACUAUGUAAUAAAGUUUAUGCCUUUUUAUAUCUAAUCAAACUAAUAAAAUCGAAGUACAAUUAGCUGUUUAUAGAUUAUAAAUAUUCUGUUUAUAGAUUAUAAUCUUGUAUAUUUUUUUUAUUCAUAAUUAAUUAUUGUUGAUAAAUAAAUAAAUUAUGAUAUUAAUAGAAUUCUAUUUUUGUAAGGUGCUGUAUUGAAUGUGAAAUAAAAGAUGUAAAACGAAUUUGAGAUUGUAAAAAAAACUGAGCUUCCAGCUAAGUGGCAAUUUUAUGAUGUUUCUAUGUAUGGAUCAUACUUCCGGAGUCAUCACUAUUUUAGCGUUACUAUUCUUUGUUUGAUUGUAUAUUGCGCACUGAAUUGGUUCCAUAAUAUACUCAGAGGCACAAUUAUCCGCCCACUUGAAUAUGACGCGAGUAUAUUAAAGGGGGCGGAUAAUUGUGCUUCUGGGUAUAUAACCACUGAAGCGUCAUGGGGAUUUUGAAUAAGCUGAAACUCUGUGUUGAUCCCGAGGGCUAGAAUUAAUAAUUACUUAUCUACCCAUAUUCGGCUCACCGCUGAGGGGUUAGGCCAAUAGUCCAGCACGCUGGCCCAAUGCGAAAUGGAAUUAAGAAAACUCUUGGGUAUGCAGGUUUCCUCACGAUGUUUUUCCCCUUCACAAUUUGAGACACGUGAUAUUUGGGUUUCUUAAAAUGCACAUAACUGAAAAGUUGGAGGUGCAUGCCCCGGACCGGAUUUGAACCUACACCCUCCGGAAUCAGAGGCAGAGGUUAUACCCACUGGGCUCUGCUAGAAUAGACUCACGGGACGUAUAUUUUUAUAGACGUCUUUGUGAGACUCCUCACGCUUAUAGGGACAUUCAAACCUCCGUAAUUGAGCCUGUACUUACGUAAGAGUAUGUUCAUAAAUCCAAUUUGACACAGGGAAAAGUCCAACACCCCUAGCAAAUCAAUUUAGUAUGAAAACAAUCGUCUUUGUAUUACUUGACUACAUUUUUCAUUAAAUAGGACUAAUAUAUAGAAACAAAUGAAUCCGGAAGUAUGAGGAGACAACGCAAUAACGGACAACUGUCAGCUGUAUUAUUUACUAAAUGAUCUGAUGACUUUUAAUAAGACGCUCUACAUUGCUUCUUUACUAAAGGAUGCAAAAGGAUACUUCCCAUCAAAAAAAAUCGAAACAGUCCGUCUGAAUUGCGGAAUGAUUCGAUUUUUUUGAUGGUUAGUUAUAUAUAUUUAACUUGCCUACCAGCCUUUCGAAUCAGUGUAGAGUCUUUGGAAAUAGUCUAACUUUACUUUUCAAAGUGUAUACUAGCCUACUUGAACUAAAUGAAUUUUGAAUUUUAAAGGUCAAAUGAGUACGAAUAGUUUUAAUUUAUUUUCUAAUUCAAAUUCGCUUGUCUCAAUUAGAUAUAUGUAAAAAAAAAUUGUCGCUUCACACAAGGGUUAAUAGAGUCGUCGACAUCGCAGGCUAAUUCACUAUCUUUGAAUGUAGUUGACAUAUAUGACAUGAGAUUCUAUGUAACAAAUGUCAUCCGGUGCCUACUGGUGGAUAUCAUACAGUAGGUACACAACGUUUUGUAAAUUGAUUUGUAUCUUUAUUUUAGUAGGUUGAUAAUAAAGACUAAAAUAGUGAAUAGGCCAGCUGGUAUGUUAUUGCGUUGCUUAUGAAAGAUUGUAGGCAGCAGGAUCCUUAUGAUUAGGUAAAUUAUAUAAUAGUUAUAAACAGACUGUACAACCGAUACAGCGGCAUACAACAUGCUCACUCUGUUCUGUCUGGAAGUGGAUCUGUAGUGCAAUGUAAUUAAUUAUUCUAAACACUUUUUAGCACCAUAGUACAAAGUAUGCACACACUCGAUUGAAGCGACGUUUCGAACGCGGCGAUACCACCAAAUAUAACUUAUACAUCCUACUGGGUCUGGAGUUUGAAUAAUAAAAAAGGCAGUCAGGGAGUAGGAUCAUCAUUUACGAAAGAGUGGUUGAUUGUGUGAAAGAAGUUCAAUGUACAGUCAUUUGGAUCAAGCUUAAAUGGACUUACUCGUAUCUUUACGAGAAAGUCCAAUAAAGCACAAAAAGGCAGACUAUUUUAAGAGUUUAUUGAAACAAGUAAAUAAUGACGAGUUUUUUGAAAAUUCCUAAAAACUGCGACAGAGUGAAGACAUGUUGAAAUAGACCAAUUAGAGGAUUGACAGGUGACGUGAUAAAACUAUGACGUCACAAACUUCAAUUACCUGAUUGGUCUAAUGUUCAGUCCACUUCGUCAAGUGGAAACGACCUCAAUGUUAAGUUGUUCAUUCGGUUGUACAGCGAACGACCGCUUAUGGCUACUCUAUUUGUAUAUUUUAGAUGCCGAUUUGUAAAAAAUAUAUUGAUUUCGAACUAAUAUAAUUAUAUAUAAUACUCGUAUGUAUAAUUAAUAGCGCCCAUCGGUUAUCUUCGUAUUUACGAAACCUUUGUUCAUUAAUUGCAAGCCCAUUUCUUAUUACGCUUAUAGCAGAGUUGACGUAACUCAUCUUUUUUGGAAUGAUGAGUAUGUAGAUUAAUUACUAUAGGUUAACAAUUUAUACUUUUGGAUAUGUUACGUGCCUACAAUAUAAUCACCGUAAAAAGUGAUCCGAAUUUAGCCACGCACACAUGCACAAUUUUUUAUUUACUUACAUUACAUAUAUAUAGUUUUUACACUUCCUGAACACACAACUUGACAUUGUAGACAAUAUAUAGGUAUUAUUUGUUAAAAUUAACUUUCGUUUUUUAAUAAGCGACUAAAUGUAAUUAAGACAGUUAGCCACCUUUCUCCGCCUCAGUUUCAACGCGUUAGAGACAUAUUUUUAUUAGUAGAAAAUCUUUGCUAGGUACAAUAUAAUGUCGUUGGCUAUAGACAUGUAAUAUGUAUGUAUGCGAAUAUAUUUUUGAACGAGGAUUUCUAUAGACAAUUUCUGGGCUAAAUUGAUUUUGAUUAAUUUGCUAUAGUAAAUAUGCUCAAAUAAAUAGGUAUGUUAUAAUAAUAGUAGAUGCCUAUAGGAUAUAUAGUUUUAUAUUGUUCUUUUUUAUUUUUAUGUAUAUCUACAUUUUUCGGAUAUACGAAAAUAACCGAUUGGCGAUGUUGAAGUUAGAUUAAUUAUGUAUUUAGAUCUACUUUACCUAUAUUUUAUCACAAAAUAAAACUUUAUACACAAUUUUCGACUUUGGUACCAUUCCAACAAGUUAUUUACAAUAUUUUCUAAAGUUUUGUGAUUGUCUACAUUAAAUUCUAAUUGUAAUAAAUUAUACUUGGUAAAGAUUAUUUAUAAAAUAUUAUAUUUCAUCCAAAUAAAAUUCAGCAUGUGUAUAAAAUCGACUGACAUGAUUUCAAAUACAUUGUACCUAAUACUCAGA
Messenger RNA from Bicyclus anynana (squinting bush brown), 10671 nucleotides. RefSeq names its product DENN domain-containing protein 1A. Gene Ontology annotation, biological process: endocytic recycling; endocytosis. Gene Ontology annotation, molecular function: guanyl-nucleotide exchange factor activity; phosphatidylinositol phosphate binding. Bases 295 to 2595 code for a protein of 766 amino acids. NCBI's taxonomy places the organism in Eukaryota, Metazoa, Arthropoda, Insecta, Lepidoptera, Nymphalidae. Gene Ontology annotation, cellular component: intracellular membrane-bounded organelle; cytosol. The record is from RefSeq and is a predicted model, not a curated record. The transcript has 15 exons.